This is a messenger RNA of Eimeria necatrix, 270 nucleotides long. Its product is annotated as dynein light chain, putative. Gene Ontology annotation, molecular function: dynein light intermediate chain binding; dynein intermediate chain binding. Gene Ontology annotation, biological process: microtubule-based process. The coding region runs from base 1 to 270 and encodes 89 amino acids. The record is from RefSeq and is a predicted model, not a curated record. Lineage: Eukaryota; Apicomplexa; Conoidasida; Eucoccidiorida; Eimeriidae. The transcript has a single exon. Gene Ontology annotation, cellular component: dynein complex.
AUGGCCGCGCCGAUAGCUCCAGUCACCGAUAUCGACCCGGAGUCCGACUUGUACCAGGACGCACUGUCCCAGGGAGCCAUUGCCACUGCCAAGUAUGAGAAGGAGGAGGACAUCUCCAAACACAUCAAAGACUUCUUUGAUGCCAAAUAUUCCCCCAAUUGGCACUGUGUAGUCGGCAGAGAUUUCGCAAACUGUUCUUCUUGCGAACACAAGACAAAUAUUUUCUUUUAUGUGGGGCAAACCGCCAUCCUACUGUACAAGCUCGGGUAG